Messenger RNA from Artibeus jamaicensis (Jamaican fruit-eating bat), 768 nucleotides. RefSeq names its product leucine rich repeat containing 18 (gene LRRC18). NCBI's taxonomy places the organism in Eukaryota, Metazoa, Chordata, Mammalia, Chiroptera, Phyllostomidae. The transcript has a single exon. Gene Ontology annotation, molecular function: protein binding. The record is from RefSeq and is a predicted model, not a curated record. Bases 1 to 768 code for a protein of 255 amino acids.
AUGGCCAAGGGUGGAAAAGGCCCCAAGGGCAAGAAGAUCACCCUCAAUGUGGCUAAGAAUUGUAUCAAAAUUACAUUUGAUGGGAGAAAACGCCUUGACUUGAGCAAGAUGGGAAUUACCAACUUCCCCAAGUGUAUUCUGAGACUCAGCGAUAUAGAUGAGCUUGAUCUUAGCCGGAAUAUGAUCAGGAAGAUCCCUGAUUCAAUCUCUAAGUUCCAGAACCUACGGUGGCUGGACCUGCACAGCAACUACAUUGACAAGCUUCCUGAGUCCAUCGGCCAGAUGACCACUCUUCUCUACCUCAAUGUCAGCAACAACAGGCUGACCACCAACGGGCUGCCCGUGGAACUUAACCAACUCAAGAACAUCCGUACUGUGAAUUUAGGUUUGAACCACCUGGAAAGUGUGCCCACCACGCUGGGUGCUCUAAAGGAGCUCCAUGAGGUAGGACUCCACGACAACCUGCUCAAUAACAUCCCCAACAGCAUCUCCAAGCUGCCCAAGCUAAAAAAGCUCAACACAAAGCGAAAUCCCUUCCCCAUGGCAGAGGAGUCUGAUGCAUUCAUAGACUCCAUCAAGAGGCUGGAAAACUUAUAUCUGGUCGAGGCCAAGGAUCUGUGUGGGCCAUGCUUGAGAAAAUGUCAGCAGGCCCGAGACAAGCUGAACAGAAUCAAGAGCAUGGCUGUGACAACACCAAGAAAAGCCAUCUUCAGUAAUUUGGUCUCACCCAACUCUAUGGCCAAGGAGUCUCAGGAAGAUUGGAGGUGA